CAUUAGACUUCCCCUUACUUUACAUUUCCGCAAAGUUUUGGAGUUGUGGCAGGCUUCCCUUAAUCGGGUUUAUUACAGUUUUGUUUAUAGACAUUUAUAAGCUAAAAGAAAAGAUGAGUGAAAUUAAGCCCAAUGAUAAAGGGUCGAGUGAAGAGAGCGCCGAGGAACAAGACUGGGCAGCGGCUAAGGCUGCUUUCGACAACCUCAAAUCUAACAAACCCAGACCUCCCAAACCCAAGAAUGCAGUCACCAUCGCCGUCUCCUCUCGCACUCUCUUCAACAUGAAGGCCGAGAGGAAGAUCUUUGAGGAAGAGGGCUUAGAGAAGUAUGUCGCUUUCCAGCAGGAACAUGAAAACGAGCCCCUAAAACCAGGACCUGCUUUUCCCUUCGUCAAGGCGCUGAUGAACGUCAACACUCAACUGAGGGAGCUCUAUCCAGACAACGAGGAGCUGUUUGAUAUCGUCUUAAUGACCAACAACCAUGCCCAAGUGGGAGUGCGCCUCAUUAACAGCAUUAAUCACUAUGAUUUGACCAUAGAGAGAUUCUGCAUGACAGGAGGGAAGAGUCCUAUUGGUUACCUGAAGGCCUACCUGACAAAUCUUUACCUCUCCAAAAGUGCAGACAAAGUCAUACAGGCCAUAGAUGAAGGAAUUGCUGCUGCCACAAUGUUCACGCCGGACACAGAGCAGGAGCUAAGCAACACUCAGUUGAGAGUGGCGUUUGAUGGUGACGCUGUUCUCUUCUCCGACGAGUCAGAGAUCAUCGUGAAGCAGCAUGGCCUGGACUCUUUCUUUGAGCACGAGAAACAUUUUGAGAACAAACCUCUCGCUCAGGGACCAUUAAAGUGUUUCCUGGAGGCCCUGGGAAAGCUCCAGAGAAAAUUCUAUGCCAAGAACGAGCGUUUGAACUGCCCCAUCCGAACCUUCCUGGUCACGGCCCGCAGCGCUGCCAGCUCUGGAGCUCGUGUCUUGAAGACCCUCCGCAGCUGGGGCCUGGAGAUCGACGAGGCUCUCUUCCUGGCGGGGGCUCCGAAAGGGCCCCUGCUUCAGAAGAUCAGGCCGCACAUCUUCUUUGACGACCAGAUGUUCCAUAUUGAAGGGGCCACGGAACUGGGAACCAUAUCCGCACACGUCCCCUAUGGAAUCGGACAAAAGUACCACAAGGGAAAACUCAUCGAGCAGCCUAAAAAAAAGGAAUAACCUAAGAAAGGUUAAAAAAAUAAUAUUACACUCGCACUACUUUUGCUCCAGAUUAAAUAUUUAUAUUCAUAAAAAAAUGUCCAUUAAAGGAAUCCUAAUUUUUAAAGGAAUUUGCUCAUGAAUUGGCAAUAAGCAUUUUCCUCAUGAGAGGGAAUAACUGCUGAACAGGAGAAUGUAUUUUCACACCAGAGUUACACUAGGUGCUUUACUUUCACUUACUGCUGUCGAGGAAAAGCAACCUUUUGGUUGGUUUUAAUGUUUGUGCUUACCACUUGAAAGAUCUGCAGAAUAAGUUUUCUGCUGUUUUUUUUUAUUAUGUUCAUAAAAAAGGUUUAUCCCUUUUAUCUGUGAGGUUUUUGGCAAAUACAUAUAUAAAUAUAUACAUAUAAAAGUACUGGUACAGAUCACCAAUUCCAUUAUUUUCGGUGUUUGGCAAAAUCCUCACCCAUUUCAUAUUUUGAAAGGGAUUUUAGGAGGUAGAAUAACUUCAGCUUACAAGGAGCGCUGAUGCUGUUUCUGUGUGUUACUGUACUCAUUUAUUUUUGAAGUGCCACAAAACUUGAUGUUGUUCUGUAGGCUGUUUACGCUGAGUCUGUGUGUCAGCCAACAAGCUGUAACCAGACUUUCUAGGAUGGACUGACUACAUCUACGUAUGCCUUUGUAUAUGUUUGCAGAUAUUUAUGAAAUUUAUAUUGCAUAAAUAUGUACCUUAAUGGUCUGCAUAACUAAAUGUCAGGAAGAAGUUGCACAGAUACACUCGCAUGUUUUUAUAUGCUGGUAUAUUUAAUCUUUUUCAUUUUUGUACUCACAUUGUGGUAACACAAUGAUAGCUUGUCUACACCAUUUGACUUUUCUACCAGCGAGUAGUUAGAUAAAUAAAGGAAUGCGAUGAAACCCCA
Molecule: messenger RNA, 2098 nt
Organism: Maylandia zebra (zebra mbuna)
Lineage: Eukaryota; Metazoa; Chordata; Actinopteri; Cichliformes; Cichlidae
Gene: nt5c1bb
Product: 5'-nucleotidase, cytosolic IB b
Biological process (GO): nucleotide metabolic process; adenosine metabolic process
Cellular component (GO): cytoplasm; cytosol
Molecular function (GO): nucleotide binding; 5'-nucleotidase activity; magnesium ion binding
Source: RefSeq, a predicted model, not a curated record